GUAUUAAAAUAUAAAGAAUUUAUCAACAAAAAAAUUAGAGAGAUUCAACAUCUAAUAUACUAUUAUAAAAAAUACUUUUAAGUUUAUAUAAAUAAUGUAAAUUUGAACGAACACCUUGCUUCCCUAGCUCCGCCACUGGUCCCACACCUUAAAUCAUGCAUCCACUCUAACUUAGCUCUGUUAAUGAAGUAUCACCAUUUUCUUAACGUCCCAAGCAAAGUAUCUAUCAACUUUUUCUUUUUCCUAAGAAAAUAAAAUAUAUUUUUGUACCUUCCAAAACACAUGCAACAAGUCUCUUUUCCUCCAUUGACACCCAUUAUACUUCUCCCAUUUCUCUCCUCUUAGCCAUGGCUCAUAUUCUCACAGCUUUUUUCUUCAUCACUAUAUUUCAAACCCUAACAGUACUCAGUACAGCUCAUAGCUAUGGCGAUGCACACACAUGUCGAUCAUACUGCGGAAACUUAACCGUUGAUUAUCCUUUCGCAAUUCAAUCCGGUUGUGGCCAUGCAGGUUACAGAGAUCUCCUAUUCUGCAUCAACGGUGUUUUAAUGCUGCACAUUAGCUCAGGAUCGUAUCGCGUAUUGGACAUUGAUUACGCUUACGAAUCCCUCACUUUAGAUGAUCCACACAUGUCGACUUGCUCGGCAAUAGUAUUCGGCAAGCGUGGCAACGGCUUUGUUGUUGAGCAUUGGAGGGAGCAGUACUUGAGCCCAACAGUUGACAAUGUAUUUAUGCUGCUAGGUUGUACCGCGGAGUCCCCGCUGUUUCAAGGCUUUCCAGGGAAGCAUUUGCCGUGCAGGAAUGUCUCCGGGAUGGGAUGUGAGGAGUACUAUGGGUGUCCGGGGUGGAACAUUGUUGGGACGAAGAAAGUUGGGUUGGUUUAUGGAUCAGGUCCACCUGAUUGUUGUGCAGUUUCGUUUGAAGCUAUUAAGGCUAUUAAUUUGACAAAACUUGGUUGUCAAGGGUAUAGUAGUGCUUAUAGUUUAGCUCCAUUGAGAGUUGAUGGGCCUCAUGGAUGGUCAUAUGGGAUAAGAGUGAAGUACUCAGUUGAAGGAGGUGACUCUUUUUGUAAAGCUUGUGAGGCAACAAGGGGAGCUUGUGGCUAUGAUAUUAAUGAUUUUAGCAGUUUGUGUAUGUGUGGAUCGUGGAAUUCUACUUCCAAUUGUGAUUCAGUCCACUCAUCAGCUUCGCACAGAAGAACUUGGUCACUAAUGGAUGCACUAACAGGAUUCAUGGGUUGUAUUGCCGUCUGGAAGCUGUCUGCCACACUUGGACUAUAGGAAACAAAUCACUUUUUUAUGUGUUGAUUCAUCCCAAAAACAAUAAAAGAGCAAUUCAAAUAUGCAUGAUUACCAGAAGCAAACAUAAAAGCAACUUAUAUAAAUGUUGACCCCUUUGACUGUUUCUUAUAUUUACUUCAGGGCGGAUCUAUGUAGAAGGUAUGGGGUGGCACGACACCCGCACUUUACACUAUAUUUUUAGAGUGAUUUUUAGCACUUGUCUAUUUUCUCUUUUAAAAAAAUCAUAGUGUGACUAUGAAGAAUAGAACCCGUGACUUUUUCUUUGUAAAACACUUGACAAUACCAACUAGGCAAGCCUUCACGUAAUACUAACACUUGUUAGAUAUAUAUAAUUAUAGUUUACUCUUUGAA
Molecule: messenger RNA, 1652 nt
Organism: Capsicum annuum
Lineage: Eukaryota; Viridiplantae; Streptophyta; Magnoliopsida; Solanales; Solanaceae
Exons: 3
Coding region: 348-1280 (310 amino acids)
Molecular function (GO): polysaccharide binding
Source: RefSeq, a predicted model, not a curated record